CAAUCGCUUUGGUUGGUCAUAUUACAUUUACAUAUCCUUUUAUCUCUCAUCUUUCUUCUUCCAUUGUUUUGAGUUUUAAUCUCUCUCUCAAAUCAGACCAAGAUCUGAUGUAACUCUUUAUUCCUCUACACCCACAAAUUUUUAUUCCUCAAAAAUCCAUUUUAAUAGUGCUGUCUAUGUCCCUCUCAAAUCACAUAAACUAAACCAAAAUCCAUCAUUAUCAAGUGAUUAGAGGACAAUCAUUUCCCUCCCUUGGUGGAAGAGUUUAGGUUGUAUGAUUCCUUAGGUUUUCUAAGGAAAGAAAAUGACAAGGUGUUUCAGCUUAACCGCAGCCAGAAACCGGUGUUACAAAUCAUCAUUCAUCAAAGCGGGGCUUCGAUCCACCAUCACGGACCUCCAAGAUGGCACCGUCAUGCACUGUUGGGUCCCCAGGACACAUAAUGACUCCAAGCCUAACCUCCUCCUCAUCCAUGGACUGGGAGCCAACACAAUGUGGCAAUGGGGUGACACCAUUCGUAAGAUGAUCCCUUUCUUCAACAUCUUCGUACCCGACCUUGUCUUCUUCGGGGACUCCUACACGACUCGGCCUGAACGCUCCGAAUCAUUUCAGGCUCAGUGCGUGAUGCGUCUGAUGGAAGCCAACUCGGUGAAGAAACUCAGCCUGGUAGGCCUCAGCUAUGGUGGGUUUGUUGGGUACAGUUUAGCAGCGCAGUUCAGUGAAGCUGUUGAGAGAGUGGUGAUAUGCUGCGCUGGAGUUUGCAUGGAAGAGAAAGAUUUGAAGGAAGGAGUUUUCAAGGUAUCUGAUUUGGAAGAAGCUGCCGAGAUUUUAGUACCCCAAACGCCCGAGAAGCUUAGGGAACUCUUGGGUUUUGCUAUGUUCAAGUCGCCUCCUUCGACUUUGGUCCCUUCUUGUCUGCUUGCGGAUUUCAUUGACGUUAUGUGUACAGAGUACACGGAAGAAAAGAAAGAGCUGAUCCGAGCAAUACCCAAAGAUCGAAAAUUAUCAAACAUUACCAGAAUCUCUCAGCCCACCUUGAUUUUAUGGGGAGAAUAUGAUAAAAUUUUCCCUUUGGAAUUGGGUCACAGGUUACAAAGGCAUCUGGGAGAUAAUGCUCACCUCGUCGUCAUCAAGGGCACGGGACACGCAUUCAUCGUAGAGAAGCCCAAAGAGUGUUACAGGCACUUGAAAUCAUUUCUAGUUGAUUUGCAGCCUCCUCCGUCCACCCCAUCUCCCAUUCCCAACAAUGAAAACCAUCUUUUAUCUUGCAAAGGAGAAGCAGAGAAGAUAACCUUGAAAACAGCCUAGAUUUUAUGCAUCAUUUACGUCCAUAUGAAAAAUCAAAAUCAACACAGGGAGACACAGAAUCUAUUAAGCUAUUCCAAAGGAGCCCCUGUUAGAUGCUGCCCUUCCACUUUUCUUCUGAGCAUCAGAUGCUUAGUUUUAUUGUUAGGGAAAUCCAUAACAUAAAUUCUUGCUAAGGAAUUGAUUAUUCAGUAAAAUUCAUCUUCCUUUAAUGAAUUUCAA
This is a messenger RNA of Gossypium arboreum, 1525 nucleotides long. RefSeq lists its product as uncharacterized. NCBI's taxonomy places the organism in Eukaryota, Viridiplantae, Streptophyta, Magnoliopsida, Malvales, Malvaceae. The transcript is spliced from 4 exons. Bases 305 to 1306 code for a protein of 333 amino acids. The record is from RefSeq and is a predicted model, not a curated record. Gene Ontology annotation, molecular function: catalytic activity.